Molecule: messenger RNA, 1427 nt
Organism: Dermacentor silvarum
Lineage: Eukaryota; Metazoa; Arthropoda; Arachnida; Ixodida; Ixodidae
Gene: EMC4
Product: ER membrane protein complex subunit 4-like
Exons: 5
Coding region: 91-618 (175 amino acids)
Biological process (GO): protein folding in endoplasmic reticulum
Cellular component (GO): EMC complex
Source: RefSeq, a predicted model, not a curated record
GGAUAAUUUAUUUGCAUUCCAGCAAUCAAAUGUGAAAACCUUUAGCGCAUUAGGCGAAUUGCUGGUUCACAACGUUGUGAUCAACUUAAAAUGGCUGCAAGUUUAGGGAGCAGAGCACCGUCAAAGCGGCAUAAAUGGUCCUUUGCUUCUUCUCAGAGGCGAACUGAAAGAGUGACGGAGCUGGCAUCACCUCCGGGCUUUAGUUCAUCCCUUGGACAAGGGCACAGUGAAGCUAGUCGCGAGACAGAAGCAAACCUUAUUGUGAAGAAAUCCUGGGAUGUAGCUUUGGCUCCAUGGAAGCAGGUGCCUAUGAACCUUUUCAUUAUGUACAUGGCUGGAAAUUCUAUCUCAAUCUUCCCAAUCAUGAUGGUGGGAAUGUUGUUCUUGAGGCCUGUCAAAGCGCUCUUAACAAUUCAGUCAACAUUCAAGAUGAUUGAAGGAGGCCAAGCUAUUCUUCAGAAAAUAGUUUAUCUUUUUGGCAACCUGGCAUGUUUGGCCUUAGCUCUUUAUAAAUGUUCAUCGAUGGGCCUACUGCCAACGCACGCAUCUGAUUGGUUGGAUUUUGUAGAGCCUCUCCAAAGGAUUGAACAUUCAGGAGGGGGUAUCAUAUUAUCAUGAACCAACGAACCUGGCCAUGAAGCUGAUCGAAGUUGUAAACAAAGUGCACAUGCCGGGACUGAAUGUCUGUUUUGUACUGUUCACUUAUCCUGUGUGCAUGUGCUUCAACAGUAUGCAUCCCACAUCUUAUGCACAUACAUCAGCACUUUUGCAGCACUUUUUGCAGCUUAUGUAAAGCUUGAUAUACACACAAGUGGCUCUUUCACCAUUAGAAUGCUGCAUGGGUCUGGCCUUUUAAAACCUGAAGGAUAGCAAGUUUUCUGUAUUGAUGAUGACGUGCUCGUUUUUUUCCAUGCACAUUCUACCAAUGAAGAUGCAGAGGAAAUAGCUCUGCACAGCUUUUGCUGUUGUAAUUUUAGCUGAAGCUAUAGUAUAUGGAGCCUUCUUUUCUCAUUUGUAGACCUGAGGCUUUGUACAUAUUAUAGAACACUACCAGUAAUGGCAUCGUAAUAAUGAGCUUGCCAUUUAAUGUGCAGCUCUGUUUUAGUGCAAUUUGCUUAACAUUGAAUUUAUUGUGCAUAGAUAGAGUAAAAAUUAUUGAUGCAUGUUAUUAUUGACUUGAUUUACUUUUUUGCUUUGUAUUGCCAAUUAUGUUGGGCAUGUGAUUUUUUAGCAAAAUGCUUGUUGUUGAAAAAGACUGUAGGACACUAGCAAUGUGUGUAUCUAUGUUGAUUAAGAUGUACAAAUUGUUGUGCCAGUUUUCCAAGGACUUGAAAGAACUUGUACACAGUUUGUCAUGCAGGUGCAAAAGGCUUGACACUCGCACACCUGCUGCUUGUGAAGUAAAUAAAUGAAAACAUUUGAAAAUG